Molecule: messenger RNA, 930 nt
Organism: Funneliformis mosseae
Lineage: Eukaryota; Fungi; Glomeromycota; Glomeromycetes; Glomerales; Glomeraceae
Source: the annotation of a GenBank genome assembly
AUGUUUCGAAUGUUUUUAACUCGAUGUUCGACAAUUGAUUUCCUUGAUAUUUCUGAUCGAAAUGUACCCGAUUUACCUUUACCAUAUUUUGCGGGAGCCGAAACAAGUUUAUCGCAUUUGUGUGAAUUACGAUGUAACAUGGAAAUUCCUCCAUCAAUAUUUUAUCGUAUGGCUCAAAUUUCUUCCGCUUUAGCGACAUGUUCUAAUACGUUAACGAACCUAACAUUCGGAGGGGAUUUAAUAUGUAUUCCAUCAUCUACUAUAGCAGAAAUUGUUAAUUUACAAGUAUUAAAAUUGGAUUUUAAUCAUUUUAAUCGUAAUUUGAAUGAAGAAAUUUUGGAAAGUUUAGAAUUCACGGCAUUCCCGAACCUUAAAAUGUUAAAAAUGGGAGGAAUACUUGCACCUUUAAUUAUGUUGGGAAGAUUAAUAAGAAGGACGAGAAAUAAUCUUGAAAGUAUUUCAUUACAUGGUUGGUCAAAACCCGACCCCAAACCAAUAGGAACGUUUAAUAGAGUCGUGGCUCAAUACGCUCCCAAAUUAAAAUAUCUUACCACUUGCCUUGAUAAUCCACUCGAUGGUGACCUUUUAUUUGAAAUGUUGGGAAAUUUAUGUCAUGAAAAAUUUUCCAAAUUACGAAUAGCAGGAAAAUGGACUUUUACCCCUAAAGGAUUAAAAAAAUUUUUUGAAAAAAGAAAGAAAAAGAAAAGAUCUUUUUCGUUAUAUAUCUGUGAUUGUUAUGAUGAAGUUGAUAGUUGUAUUGAAAUAACAAAAAGUCAUAAUCAAGUUAUUGAAAGGUAUAAGGCUGAAGUCUUUCAAAGUGAAAUUAUUGACAAACGUUCGUUAAAAAAGAGAAAAAGUUUUAUUUCCACAACCAAUGGUAGAUCUUCUGAAGACAUAUCAUUUAGUUGUAAUGUUGGAUCAAAAGAUUGA